UUAGCAUGCUGAGUGGAAGAAUAUCAACUUUAAAGGAUGAAACUGGAGCUAUUUUUAUUGAUCGUGAUCCAAAGUUGUUCAAUAUCAUUUUAAAUUUUAUGAGAACAAAAGUUAUUGAUCUCAGUGAUGUUGACAUCAGUACUUUGAGACAUGAAGCUGAAUUCUAUGGUAUAUCACCAUUAGUGAAACGCCUAAUCCUCUGUGAAGAUCUCAAUCAUUCUUCGUGUGGCGAUGUGCUGUUCCAUGGAUAUUUAUGUCCUGCAGCAUCCCCUCCAAAUGAUCAGCUAUUAAAAAAUGAUAAAAAGGGAGCAAGUUUUCCCAAAACUGAAACCAGCUCAUUAUCAAAUGUCACUCCUUCAACUAGUGGAAGUAGUAGUGGAACAGCUGAUGCUCGUCCUGGCUUAGUGUUUAGAGUGUUGCCAGAUCAUUCUCAUCAGAAAACAUCUUCUGUUUCAAGAACGCCAGAUGCUUGGCCAGUCCCAUCUUUAUCCCGAAGUUCAUCUGACAUAAGAAAUAUUGGAAGAGGACACUCUCGUGCAUCAUCUUUAGAUAUGCGCCAUUCGAGAAAUUCAUCUGCCGAUUUAAGCAAAAUGUUUAAGAUUGACCUUAGUUCAUUUUUCAACAAUCAUGGUAAUUAA
Stegodyphus dumicola is the source of this 638-nucleotide messenger RNA. Its product is annotated as BTB/POZ domain-containing protein KCTD3. Gene Ontology annotation, molecular function: protein binding. The record is from RefSeq and is a predicted model, not a curated record. Lineage: Eukaryota; Metazoa; Arthropoda; Arachnida; Araneae; Eresidae. Gene Ontology annotation, biological process: protein homooligomerization.